AUGGCAUCUACGAAGAAGACCCUCCACACGAAGAGGGCGGAGCGGGACCAGCUCGCCCGCGAGCACGAUAAGGCGGAGACAGCGGCAUCAGCAGCGCUAGAGUCCCUCGGAAAAAGAGUGACGCAGGCCGAGGUGGACGCGUUUGACUCCCUGGUGGGAUUCAAGGAAGCCUGCGCCGACACUCCCUGCGACUGUUCGCGGUUGAAGACCCUCUGGGCCGUCUGCGACGUCAUCGACGAGCUGAUGGACGAGCCCUCCCCGCAGAGCAAGCGUGCGGGUCGCAGGAGGACCAAGCGGACGAGGUCCUCCCACUGAGGACGAUACAAGUACACAACAGUGCUUGGAC
Ectocarpus sp. CCAP 1310/34 is the source of this 346-nucleotide messenger RNA. The record is from the annotation of a GenBank genome assembly. Lineage: Eukaryota; Phaeophyceae; Ectocarpales; Ectocarpaceae.